UUAUUGCAUUCUUCACUUGCCAAUCCCAUGGUUAACUUAACUUCUUAGUCAAUUUUGAUCAUCUAUGCGCUUAUGUGUCCUAACUUGUUUGUCAAAUACACCUAUUAGCUGCAGCGACACCAUAGAACUUUGAUUGACUGUGCAAUUACUUUUGUAAGCUUAAUGAGUAAAGCACUGGUAUGCUUCUAAAAGAUCACCUAGCGCCAUGUGCCAACUGUUGACAUGAGACGUCUUUACUCUUUAACUAAACGUUCUUGCUCUUCCCAAGCCCUCACUCCUCGGAGAAUGCCAGAAAUUAGUAUUGCAGUUUAACUUUCUGAGAAAAGAGAGGUCAAAGUAGAAGGUAAGAGGAGGAUCCAACACCCUUAAACUAAGUAAGAUGACAGUAAUGAGCAUGCUUUCAUUAAUUUAACUUUGUUCCAGUAUUAAGAGAUGAGGUUAAGAAGUGUAGAGCAUGUGGGAUUCAACAGUCUCUUCAUGAUAUUUUCAUAAUAGAAAAACGAAAUAAGUUUGUGGUUAGAAGAGUAAAGUUGAUCUCACUAGUGUUUUUCGUGUUAUAAGCUUCCGAAACGUUCUUUCUUUUAGGAAGGGAGCCUUGGCGCGGUGGUAAAAGUUCUCACCGUGUGACUUAGGAGGUAACAGGUUCAAGCCGUGGAAACAACCUCUUGUAGAAAUGCAAGGUCUGACAAUGCAUAGAAGCUACACCGAUUAGUCCUGUUCAUUAAUGGAGAUAGCCCCUAAUGAAUCAAAGACACCAAGCAAGAUUGGAGAUAGACCAACCAGUGAUGUUGUCGUAAGGCUUAGAACGCAGGAUGGCCGUGAUGAUUGGCUUUACUGCCAUUCACAUAUUCUUGUCGAAGAGAGCAAAUAUUUUGCUGAUCUGUUAUCAGAUAGUUGGCCAACAUGUCAGAUUCUUGACUCGCGCAAUUGUGUUGAGGUUUACUGUGAAGAACCUGAUUUGGACUACCAUGUCAAUGUCCUUCGACUCUUCUAUGUCAUUGCAGAUAGUUUAAUGACUGAAAUUUGCCACGGUGUCAGGAAUGCCCUUGGCAUUUUGCGGGUUGCUGUCAAGUUUGGAUGCCCAAGAAUUAUUGCAGUGUGUGUGGAUUAUUUGGAAGCAGUCCCAUGGGAGGAAGCUGAAGAGGAGGAGCUAUUAAAUACUAUACCAGGCAUGGGAUCUAAAGUGGAACCAGUACUUGCUCGUCUCCAACCAGUCAAUCCUACUGCAGUAAUGAAGAUUUUUCUAGCGGCCCUUCAAUUUGCUACAUCAUCACCUCCUUCUCCUUUGAAUGAUCUGAAAACCACUGCUCAAGAACAGCUUGAAUACCUGCUUACUGAGGAUGAUGAUGCUCCUUUACUGACUGCCGAUGAAGAAAUAAAGCUAGAAGUCAUACGAUGUGCCAACAGGCUGUUUGAUAGAUUUAACAACCUCGUAGAAUCUCUACUGUGUGAUCUCCAAGAAUCAAUUUCAGAUGCUGGGAAAUUGCAAUCAUUGCAUUCCUGUUUAACAGAUUUGUCAUGGGCAUGUCAGAUAUUAGGAAAGCUGGAAAUUAUGAGAGAUUUUGUUUGCAGCUGGACAGAGUUGUCAAUGAAACUAGUUAUAAUUUUUCAACAAAAAGAAUCAGAAAAUCAAAUUCUAAAAACAAAGCUGAAGGUUCUUGAGGUGACGGCAAAAGUAUUAGAGGCAGUAGGAUAUGGCAUAGUUGCGUUACCUACUGUAAAACGACUUCACAUGGUGAAGCUCUGGCUUCCUUUUGUCCGAUCCAUGAAGCCUUUAGUUGAUUCGGAAACUGAGGAUGAUCUCACAAUAAAAGUUGAUAGUGAGUUAUGGCAAUCCUUGGAGUCGGCAUUUGUUUCCAUUAUACUUGCAUUGCCAUCAGUUGAUCAGGCAGAGAUUUUAACUGAGUGGUUGAAAAAUCAGCAGAUUCGAUAUCCAGACCUCACCGAGGCAUUUGAAGUGUGGUGUUACAGGUCCAAGGUUUCCAAGCGAAGGCUGGCAGCACUUGGGGAAGAGCACAAUACAGCUAAGACAGUAUGACUUGUCUGUUUUUCUUUUUUAGCCAAUUCUAGGAUUUAGGUUGUAUAACUGAUUAUAUGCUGAACUGGUAAGACGUCUUAAAAUGGUCUAGGUUCUGUAAAAUCACCUUCUCAUUUUUGUCUCCCUCGCAAUGUUUUUUGCUUAAUAAUUUUCUAUGAAGUAUGUCAAUCUUUCUCAGCAA
This is a messenger RNA of Nicotiana tabacum (common tobacco), 2219 nucleotides long. RefSeq names its product BTB/POZ domain-containing protein At3g05675-like. The record is from RefSeq and is a predicted model, not a curated record. Lineage: Eukaryota; Viridiplantae; Streptophyta; Magnoliopsida; Solanales; Solanaceae.